Molecule: messenger RNA, 3442 nt
Organism: Darwinula stevensoni
Lineage: Eukaryota; Metazoa; Arthropoda; Ostracoda; Podocopida; Darwinulidae
Source: the annotation of a GenBank genome assembly
AUGCAAAGUACUGGCCAUUCUGAGAAGAAAGAAAAACACAAGAGAUUAGAUGCUGACGUGAGAUCUCAGGCCUUAGAGGUCGACGCGCCCGGGAGACGGCCUGGCAACUUUACGCUGGCACAGCCGGGACAGAGGGCGACACCUCCACCUACUGUGGCACUUGCCAGUCCUCCUAGCGACUCGACUGGGCUCUCUGCCAAUAGGGGGACCAAUGGUGCAGAGAUGGCUGCCUCCCCAGCCCUACUGCGAGUGUCUGUUUCACCAUGCUGCCAUGCCAGGCAAGUUCGGAGCUUCUGCACUCGCCAGGCAGUCCGGUACCAGCAGGCAAAACCAGCUGAUGCCCCACCAAAAGGGAUUGCAUACAAGAAUCUAUCUAUUGGGAUCCCCAAAGAAAUUUUCCAAAAUGAGCGCAGGGUAGCAAUGACACCGGCUGUAACUGCCACCUUGGUGAAAAAAGGUUUCAAAGUGAACAUAGAAGAAAAUGCUGGAGCAACAGCUAGGUUUCGUAACAAGGAUUUUGAAGCUGCAGGUGCCACAAUUCUUGACAAGCAGAAGGCUCUUCAAUCUGAUAUUAUCUUCAAAGUGCGACAGCCUCUACCUCCAGAACUGCCUCUUUUCCGGGAAGGGUCUACUCUCAUCUCUUUCCUGUAUCCUGCACAGAAUAAGGAUCUCAUUACUGAAUUGGCAAAGAAGAAGCUCAAUGUUUUUGGACAAAUCACUGCAGCAGGGAAAGUGCCACCAGCCAAGGUUUUAGUCAUUGGAGGUGGGGUAGCUGGUCUGGCUGCUGUUGGCCAAGCCAAGAACAUGGGUGCCAUCGUGCGAGCAUUUGAUACACGUGCUGCAGUCAAAGAACAAGUUGAAUCUUUUGGAGCUGAGUUCCUCGAAGUUGAUCUCAAGGAAUCAGGGGAAGGAACGGGUGGGUAUGCAAGAGAGAUGAGCAAGGAAUUCAUUGAGGCAGAGAUGGCACUUUUUGCAAAACAAGCAAGGGAAGUGGACAUCAUCAUCUCCACUGCUCUCAUUCCAGGGAAGAGGGCCCCAAUUCUCAUCAAGAAGGAACACAUUGAGGCAAUGGCCCCAGGUUCUGUGGUUGUGGAUCUGGCUGCUGAAGCAGGAGGAAACAUUGAGACAACAAAGCCAGGUGAAGUUUACACAUACAAUGAAGUUAUUCACGUUGGACUCACCGAUCUGCCGAGCCGUCUUCCCACACAAUCCUCGACUCUCUAUGCUAAUAACAUCUCCAAAUUUCUCCUUUCAAUUGGAGAGAAGGAACAUUUUUACAUUGAUCUGAAUGAUGAAGUUGUCAGGGGGGCAAUUGUUUUGAAAGGAGGUGAACUCCUGUGGCCUCCACCCCCUCCUCCUCCUCCAUCCCCAGCAGAGGUAGUGGCUGCUGCAACCAAACCAGCUGCUGUUGAACCCCCACCACCACCUAAUUAUUUCAAUAUCACUCUCAAAGAUGCCCUCAUGUAUACCUCUGGUCUUGGGGGUCUUUUGGGUUUGGGAAUGAUCUCACCAAAUGCUGCAUUUACCGGAAUGACUGCCACAUUUGGCCUGGCUGGGAUUGUUGGAUACCACACUGUUUGGGGUGUGACCCCUGCUCUUCACUCUCCACUCAUGUCUGUGACUAAUGCCAUCUCUGGCAUCACUGCUGUGGGUGGUCUCCUCCUCAUGGGUGGUGGUCUCUAUCCACAUAACACUGUCCAGGUAUUGUCAGCCUCUGCUGCAUUCAUCUCCUCAAUCAAUAUCUUUGGUGGGUUCCUUGUCACACAGAGAAUGUUGGACAUGUUCAAGAGGCCGACAGACCCUCCAGAAUACAACUACCUGUACUCAAUCCCUGCAUCAGCAUUUGUUGGAGGCUAUAUCUGGGCAGCAGCUAAUGGCUAUGCAGAAAUUCACCAGAUGGCAUACUUGGGGUCAUCCCUGUGCUGUGUUGGGGCUCUGGCUGGGCUUUCUUCCCAGAGCACUUCUCGACUUGGCAAUACCCUCGGCAUGAUUGGUGUUACUGGAGGGAUAACUUCGACUCUGGGGAUGUUGGCUCCCAACACUGAAGUCCUCCUUCAAAUGGCUGGCUGCAUGAGUCUUGGUGCUGGAAUCGGUCUUACUAUUGCCAAGAAGAUAGAUAUCACAGAUUUGCCUCAGCUUGUUGCUGCAUUCCACAGUCUGGUUGGAGCUGCAGCUGUUUUAACUUGUUUUGCCACAUAUCUGGACCAUUUCCACACAUUUGCAACAGAUCCAGCUGCAGGGGUUGUUCGUACAGCUUUGUUUCUUGGCACCUACAUUGGAGGUGUCACCUUCAGUGGUUCCUUGAUUGCAUAUGGGAAGCUACAAGGAAUCAUGAACUCUGCCGCUACGCUCCUUCCGGGCAGACAUGUAUUGAAUUCUGCACUCAUGGCUGGGAAUGUGGGAGCACUCAUCUGGUAUCUGGCUGACCCAUCCAUGGCAGUCGGUUUGUCUAUGCUUGGCCUCACGACUGCUCUGUCAACCACCAUGGGUGUGACUCUCACUAUAGCCAUUGGAGGUGCUGACAUGCCUGUAGUGAUCACGGUGCUGAACAGUUACUCCGGCUGGGCACUCUGUGCAGAAGGUUUCAUGCUUAACAACACCCUCAUGACAAUUGUUGGUGCCCUCAUAGGAUCCUCUGGAGCCAUUCUAUCCUACAUCAUGUGUCGAGCAAUGAACAGGAGUCUGCCAAAUGUAAUCUUGGGAGGUUAUGGGACUACUACCACCGGAACUGGAAAGCCAAUGACCAUCUCUGGACAGCACACGGAAGUCUCGGUCGAUGGAACCGUGGAGUCCAUUGUUAAUGCCAAGAAUAUUAUCAUUACCCCAGGAUAUGGUCUCUGUGUGGCAAAAGCCCAGUAUCCCAUCUCUGAGAUGGUGACACUGUUGAAGAAGAAGGGAAAGAAUGUUCGCUUUGGAAUCCAUCCUGUUGCCGGUCGUAUGCCAGGGCAAUUGAACGUGUUGCUUGCUGAGGCUGGUGUACCCUACGACAUCGUGCUGGAGAUGGACGAGAUCAACGACGACUUCCGGGAUACCGACGUGGUUCUAGUCAUUGGAGCCAACGACACGGUGAACUCGGCUGCCGAGGACGACCCAAAUUCCAUCAUUGCCGGCAUGCCCGUCCUUCGUGUCUGGCUUGCCGAACAGGUGGUGAUCAUGAAACGGUCGUUGGCAGUCGGGUACGCUGCCGUCGACAACCCAGUGUUCUACAAACCCAAUACUUCCAUGUUGUUUGGUGAUGCCAAGAAAACAUGUGAUGCCCUUCUUGUUAAACUCAAGGAACAUUAUGGGGAACACUGACAGUCUGUGUAAAGGUAGCAGUUCAACCCUUUCACGUAGAAUCGGAUUGCCAUCCGGUUGGAGAAUCUGUCGUCGACUUGUACGACAGCAACACCUUUUUUCGUCGUCCUGAUAUUUAUCAGAGCGAAUAACAAAGUCUUAUGGA